AUGAAGUUCAAUUAUGAGGCUCCACGGGACUUCGCUCCACAGACCCUCCGUGCGCUUGCGAAGGCGGCGACGCAGUUUGAGGAGCGGGCCAGAGAGGGAAACACAAUCGCCGACAGCGUCCGGGCUGCAGUGGUGUACGACACUCGCGAGGCCAAGAGUGGUGGCGAGGGCUUUUCAAUACGCAUGUUGGCAUCACUAUGUUGCCAGAGGCUUCGAGUCGUGGUCGUCCUCGAGACGGUCUCAGUGUUAAUGCAAGCCGUGGUGGUUUUUGCCCUGGGCGUUGUCUUGGAAGAGCUUGAGCUUGGGGGCACACUGCCAUGGCUGGGUGAAGAUUAUGCCGUCGUGGCGGUCCCCUUCGCACUGUUCCUCAUCGGUCGUUGUGUAGAGCAGCUUGCGCGGCACAGGCGCCGGAGGCUCUCCGAGCAGGUGGCCUUGGCUCUCCGCUCUCGGCUCUUCCACCGGGCCCUGGUGUCCGGAGGGCCCCUGCCGGCUGCGGCAAGCCGAGUGGUCGCUGCACUCACCAAGCGCUGCAGGCUUCGACUUGUGGCACCCGUCUUGGGCAGUGCCUUGUCCGUGGCCCUCCUCGUGGCUGCGACAAGCGUUGCUGCGACAGCUGGCGUAAGCUUGGUUGUACUGGCCACAGCAGUGGAGGUCAUCUUGAAGCGCCGUGUGCCGAAGUGGGGUCAGGCGGUGGGAAAGCUUCGGUGUCGCAGAGAGGAGCUGUCUUGCGCUUUCCUUUCUGACCUGAAGUGUGCUUCUGCCACUGUGAAGUGCUUCGGCUGGGAGGCUGCGGUCUUCCAGCGCCUCGGCCGGCUCCGCGUGGAGGAGCAGCGAUUACAGGACCGGGCCUCCCGAUCCAACACCACGCUGCUCGCGGUGCGCUCGGCCGCCAGCAUCUGGGCCUGCCUGGCCUCCUUGGCCUUGCACUGGCUGGUCGUCAGACCGCCGGCGCUCUGGGAGUGUUUCCAAGCCUUAGCAGCUUGCAGGCUGCUGGCACAGCAGCUGCAGCAGGUCCUGCGCAUCCUUCUGACUGCCAGACCGACAGCUGCGGCUGCUCUUGGCGGCUCUGUGAAGUCUCCACGGCCGGUGCCAAAGCAGGGCACGCCGGCCUUGUACAAGACAUCACGGUUUGCUGUGGCUGUUGAGGGCAUGCGUUUCUUCUGGCCGAAUCUCGAAGGACCCAAAGAGGCUUCGUCUCUUCCAUCACCUCCGAAGCCUGCCGGGCUCACGGCCAGCGUGAAGGCCCAGAAGGCUGGGAACGGCCUGAGCCUCGUGGAUUCGGUAACGGACGAUGCCUCGGUGGCUGAGAGAGCGAAGCGAAGUACGCAUGGAUCGGCUGGCUUUGAUGUGAAGGUGCUGUCGCUGCAAGUCAAGCGAGGUUCUCACAUCGCAUUAGUGGGAGCUGCAGGCUCUGGCAAGUCAACUCUUUUGGCGGGCCUGGUAGGAGGCUGCCAAGCCGAGCUUUGGGGAGAAGACUUGGAAGAGACGGGCAUCCUCCUGUCUGGCAGGUGCGCCUACGCUCCGCAACAGCCGGCGGUCUUGAGUGGAAGCAGCAUCCGCGACAAUGUCGUUUUCGGUUCUACUUGGGAUGCGCACAGGUAUGAGCAAGUCCUGGCGAUGUCCACCUUGUCAGAGGAGACGCAGUCGCAGUU
Symbiodinium necroappetens is the source of this 1652-nucleotide messenger RNA. The record is from the annotation of a GenBank genome assembly. NCBI's taxonomy places the organism in Eukaryota, Dinophyceae, Suessiales, Symbiodiniaceae.